CGUUCUUUCAUAAUCUCUCUCUCUCUUUACUGCCCAGACAAUCAUUCAGUACAAAAGUAGCUGCCAACUAAAGCUAGAACAAAAGCAAAAAUAUGAAGAGUUGUUUACCAAAUGAACAAGUGAAGAAUACUGAAACAACCCAUUCCUCAAAUUCCUUGAGUAUGGAACUUCAUGAUCAACAUAAUGGUGAAAACAAAGAUACCCAUGUACAAGAAAAGGGUAAGGAAUCAAAAGAUUAUAAAAUUACCGAAGAAAAUGAUGAUCUACAGAAGGUUGUUGAAAAUGGUCAUGAUACUGAUACUGAAAUGUCUGUUCAAGAAAUUCGUGGAGAUGAGUUGAUACAUAAAGGUGGUGAAAGUAAAGGAAAUGGAUUAGUAUUAGUAGAUCCAUUGGUGGAGGAGAUGAUCAAUAGUAAAAGUUCAAAAGAACCAUUUGAGUUUCAUUCUCAACUUGAACUUGGUGACUUCCUCCUUGGAAAUACUACUGUUGUUCCCACAGUCACUACUGAUGAUGCUGCUGCUCAAAAUGUCCCCUCAUCUGGGACUAGCAAUGGCAGGGAUUUCAAUUACUAUCUACCAUUGUACCAAGCUGCACUUAAAGGUGAUUGGGGAAUUGCUGAAGAGUUUCUGAAAACUCAUCCAGACGCACUAAACGCAGUAAUUACAAGUAACCGGAGGACAGCAUUGCACGUUGCAGCUAGCGCAGGGCACUUGCGCUUCACGUUAAAAUUAGUAGCACGAAUGGACGUAGAGGCACUUGCAUUGCAAGAUUCUUAUAAUGGUGAUACGGCCCUUCAUUUCGCUGCUGUAGCAGGAAUUACUGAAGCGGCAAAGGCAAUGAUAACUAAGAAUAACAGCUUAACCCAGAUACAGAAUAAAAAUGGGUGGACAGCGCUCCUCCUAUGUGCUGCUUAUGUUGCUAAGGAACAAAAAGACAUGAUACAAUAUUUGUGCACUGAAACUAGAAAUGAAGAACCAAGUAUGCCAUUUUCUGGUUAUUUCGGUGCUCAGCUUUUGUGCAACAUAACAGCUGCUGGUUUACAUGAUGUAGCAUUGUACCUAGUGCAAAAAUAUCCAAAUUUAGCUACUGCACGAGAUCAAAGUGGUUGCACUGCGCUAAGUGUUUUGGCACAAAAAGCUUCUUCGUUUCCGAGUGGAAGCAAGUUGGGAUUUUGGGAAAGUUCCAUAUAUUCAAUGAUUCCGUUACAAGUUGACGACAAUCGUGUUAAUUGCUCCAAUGGAAUAAACAUGUACCGGAAUUAUCAUGUGGGAUCUGGAGACCUCUCCAACAGAGGAGCUUGGAUCAAAUUCCUCUCGUGGACUAACUUGAUUAAAGUCCCUGGAAUCAAACAAAUCUACCUCAAAAAAUUGGCACAUAUACAAGCCAUCGAACUAUUAAAAUGCAUUUGUGCCAAAAUCUCGCUCCUGAGUAACAAUGAUAUACUACAGUUCUUCUUGAACUCAAAUAUCUUGAGUACCGGUGCCAAGUUCGGAAUAGUUGAACUUGUAAUAGAAUGCAUCCAAACAUUUCCAGACCAAAUUUGGUUCAUUUUUGAUGGAAGAAGCAUAUUCCACAUAGCAGUUGAACAUCGAAAAGAAAAGAUAUUUAAUCUCAUGUAUGGGAUGAGUGCACAAAAGAAGAUUUUGGCUUCUUGGAGAGUUGAAUCUAACAAUAACAUCUUACACCUUGCUGCAAAGUUAGCUCCUUCUUCGCAACUACAUACCGUCUCCGGUGCUGCCUUACAAAUGCAGCGAGACCUUCAAUGGUUUAAGGAAGUGGAGAAGCUUGUACAACCUACAUACAAGGAGUUGGAAAAUCAAGAUAGGCGUACUCCUAGAGAUGUUUUUACGAGUGAGCACAGGGACUUAAUGGAAAAGGGUGAAAAGUGGAUGAAGGAUACGGCUCAAUCGUGCAUGGUGGUUGCUACUCUUAUUGCGACAGUGGUGUUUGCCGGAGCUUUUACGGUUCCUGGUGGUAAUAUAAGUGAUGCAGAUAAUGCAAAUAAUGGCAGCCCAAUCUUCUUACAUAAUAAUGCAUUCAUGUGGUUUGUCGUAUCAGAUGCAUUGGGCCUCUUUUCAUCCACAACAUCAGUUCUUAUGUUCUUAUCAAUCUUGACAUCACGUUAUGCAGAAGAAGACUUCUUAAGGUCAUUGCCGAAGAGAAUGAUAAUAGGUCUUGGAACUCUCUUCAUUUCUAUAGCUGCUAUGAUGAUAGCUUUUGCCGCAGCACUUUCUAUCGUACUUCAGCGUAAAUUGCAAUGGGCUUCAAUACCAAUAGCUCUAGUUGCUUGUCUUCCGGUCACUCUUUUCGCAUUAUUGCAGUUUCCUCUUCUUGUCGAAAUAUACUUGUCUACUUAUGGAGUCGGCAUCUUCCGUGCUGAUAGUAAGUAUAAGCUCGAUUAACUCAAGUAGUUCGCAUCGAGAUGACUGUAUUAAUUAUAAAGCUCAGUUUAUCAGAUUACUCAUAACGCAAAUGAUUAAAUAAAUAAAUAAAACAAUAAGUAUAAAAUGAAGUAGGAACAGAUUAGUUACGGCGUGCAAUCACCAGAUGUUGAAGGAGGAUAGCCAAAUAGAGAUAGGUUAUUCUUUUAUUUUUAUUUUAAACCUCUUUUAUAAGAAGAGAUUUGCUUACCUACAACCCAGGUAGCUAGGCACAAAAAGGAAAAUCCUCUCCACCAUGAUAUAAUUGGAAAUAGGGAUAAAUUCCAUGCUUUACUCUUCUUUAUUAUUGAUGUAAUAUGAUAAAUUAAGCUAAGAGCUCUCUUAAAUAUAAGUUAGGUUAUAAUCUGA
Molecule: messenger RNA, 2789 nt
Organism: Papaver somniferum (opium poppy)
Lineage: Eukaryota; Viridiplantae; Streptophyta; Magnoliopsida; Ranunculales; Papaveraceae
Product: protein ACCELERATED CELL DEATH 6-like
Exons: 6
Coding region: 93-2402 (769 amino acids)
Molecular function (GO): protein binding
Source: RefSeq, a predicted model, not a curated record